GGCGGCGAUGCGCGGGGCUCGGAACAUGGAGGACUACGGGCUCUUCCUGGCGCUGCUGGGCUCGGCACUGCUGGUCGGCUUCGUUUCGGUCGUUUUCUCCCUCGUCUGGGUCUUCAGCUACCGCGAAGGGCUCGGCUGGGACGGGGGCUUCGCGGAGUUCAACUGGCAUCCCGUCCUUAUCGUAACGGGCUUCGUCUUCAUCCAGGGCAUCGCCAUUAUUGUGUACAGGUUGCCAUGGACCUGGAAGUGCAGCAAACUCCUAAUGAAGUUCAUACAUGCCGGAUUAAAUACCAUAGCUAUGAUUCUUGCAAUUGUUUCUAUGGUAGCUGUGUUUGACUACCACAAUGCCAGGAGCAUCCCCAACAUGUACAGUCUGCACAGCUGGAUUGGGCUGACUGCUGUUAUAUUUUAUUCUGUUCAGCUUUUCUUAGGUUUUGCUAUCUUCCUACUCCCGUUUGCUCCAGUACCUCUCCGAGCAGCUCUCAUGCCAAUACACGUUUAUUCGGGUCUCCUCAUCUUUGUAACAGUGAUUGCAGCAGCUCUCAUGGGAAUCACAGAGAAACUUUUGUUCGCACUGAAUAGUACUGUGUACAGUACAUCCCCACCAGAGGCAAUUUUUGUCAACUGUCUUGGUCUCUUGAUUGUCAUAUUUGGUGCACUUAUUUUGUGGAUGGCAAGCAGGCCCCAUUGGAAGCGCCCACCAGAAGAGAACGCUAAAGUUCAGCAGCCCAAUGGAGGGGCUCCUGAAGGCAUGGAAGCAGAAUCCACAAUGACAGAUUGCAGUAAUGCAGACAAAUCUGAUGUGGGGUUCAACAGUGAAGCAGCCAGAAAACGAAACUUCAAACUUGAUGAAGCAGGGCAACGAUCAACCAUGUAAAGAAAAUAUAUACAAUAACAGUACUACUAUACUGCCAAAAAAAACCUGUUCCUUCCAAUUUAGUUAUAUGGAUAUACAUAGGUUGCAGUAUCUUUUUCAGUAUGGUUUGUUCAAGGACCUUAAAGUUCCCAGCAUAUGAAUUUAAAUUCCAGUGUGUCCCAAACACACUGUAUUGGUUCCUACUCAGUCCUCACUCAAAAACUGAGAGCAUGGAUGGCAUCACAUAUUGGGAAAAAUUUUCCCAUACCACUUUUUAAAUUAAUAGUUAUAUGUCCAAGAGUCAUGAAGAGUUAUUGAGACUAAAUUCUAUUCUGACAGAUUUUAAAAGGUAUGAGGGAAAGUUGUGAAAUAUACCAGAAAACAGGAUUUACCCGUUAGCAUGUAACUUUUUUUUGCUAACGUUCACUUUUCUGAAGUCAUGAUCUCUCAAGUUGAUUAAACCUCUCACCAACAGAUAAGAUGUACAGGAUUUGAGGUUACUCAGCACUUGGCUGAGUUGCACUGUAAAAAUCUUUUAAUCUAAAAUUUUUCAUUCAAAUAAAGAAAUUAAACAGUUUGCCUGAUAUCUUCAUGAAAUGUUCUGCAUUAAAACCUUCUCAGUUUUGUUUUUGUUUUUUUAAAUCUGAAUGCAUCUGUUAACUUUUCUUUUUUAAUCAGCUCUACCAAAUAUAUUGUAUAGACAACAUAUCAUUACUGAAAUUUUGGGAAAUUGUAAAACAUCCAAUAAUCUGUCUUUUUUUGAAAGGCAUAGAUACACACUCCUAAAAAAUGUAUCACUUAAACCAGGUCUUCCUUCUAUCCCAGAAGGAAGUAUUUUACUCUCUUCAUUUGACUGCACAGUUCCUAGGCACUAGACUGGAAAUUAGUAGGGUAGAAAGCAGAGGAGACUGGUUGCAAACUCAGAAAAUAAAGGAGCUUGAACUGAGAAAUGUUUUCUGCCAAGAAUCAACUGAGCUUUGCUGAUUUGACUGAAAUACUAACAGCUAACUGAAAGCUGGUUGUGGUACUUACAUAGUGAUGCCACAACCAUCAUCAUCACCAAAACCUAGACAUACUUCAGUCUAUAAGAAAACUAUAUAUACCUCUAUGGCUUCUCUUAUUUGAAAUUUAAGUGUUAAAUAAUGAAAUUCAAGUCUCUACUGGCACUGUACUUUUAUAGCUCUUCCUAGUAAUCAGAGUAUUUAUGUGUUAUGCUCAUUCAGUUCUUUCACAGAUAUACUAUAAUUCUUCUAAGGUAGUAAAAAAAACAAGUAUAUUUCAUAUUAUUUUGAUUGCACAUUUCCAUAAUUAUUAGCCUUUCUAUUAUAAUAUCCAUAAAAGUCAUCUUGAAAACUGCAAUACUUGUUCCAAAGAACUAGAUAAAAACAGUUUCACACAGCAGAUCACUCUUUUAACAACUACAUAAGUUUGGAUCCAUAUCAGCAUCUCAUUUCCUGUUAUUUGAUUUGUAAUAUUACUUGAUGAGUGCAGUACAGAAAACUAGCAUAGCAAAUUAGUAGAGCAGAUAAGAUUUUUCUAGUAUCUGGUACUCAAGGACUACAUCCCAGAGUUUUUUUUUUUUCCACUUCCUGUAUGUGUGGGUGUCUGAGACCCUUUGAGCAUUGGUUUCAUUUGAGAAAAAACACAUGCUUUUAAAUGCCUUACUACAGCAUUCAGAAAUGCAAGGAAAUACUAUCCUAUUGUGUGAGCAGUUGUCCAGUCCAUUGUAUACUAUGGGACUGGAUGCUUGAAAAACAAGGAAAAAAACAUGUUUUUAAAGUUCUGCACAGUUGCCUGCUUUCCCUAACCUAGGCAGCUUCAGCAUAAAAUCCAACCACUACUGAUAGCAGUGUUAUGAAAGAAAGAAAUGAGAGCACUAGUUUUACCUGAAAUUAGUGCUCAACUGCUAGGACAUGAUUGCUUUAUGCAUCUCAUUAUGUAGCUUCUCGAGUGUACUAAACGCUACCUUCCUUCUUGUGAUCUCUUUAUAUUCUGCUAAAACUAGUCUGCUUUUCUGAUGAAAUCAGUAAGCAUUUUACAGCUGAUGGAAUCACAGUCUUUGUGAGAGAUGUUAACACUUUUCAAAGUAUGAGUUAAGGUAUGUGGUUCAAAACACGUUAUUUUAAGUUGGUAUGUAUUAUGCUGUUGCUGUAUCUCACCUAUCUUUGAAAAUGAGCUCAUUCAAUGCUUGCACAGCACUGUCAUUGUGUGCAAAGGUGUCAAAAGGUGUUCAAGGCAGAGCCUUGUCCAAGGACCGAUCUGGAAGAAACUCUUAACUGUACACUAUAUUGCAAAGAAAAAGCCCUUACUCUCUUCUUUUGUUACAAGAUUGACUUGGACGCAGAGUUUCAUAUGCUGUUUGAAGUUAAACUAUAGUAAUCAAUAUGCCUUUUGAUUUCUAUUUUGUUCCACAUACUGUGCAAGAGUAAUGAUACUUCCAUUCUAGAAAUUACCAUCACAAACAGAUAACCAGUGAUAGCUCAUUUGCAUGAAGCAGCGGUUUCUAGCUGCUUUGAACUUGGGAAGGUCCCUGCAAGAUGCAAUAGUUCUGAGUUCCUAAAUCUUGCUCCACCUUCGUGUGUGCAAUUUAGAACAGACUGAACAUACUACAGACUUUUGGCCUCUUUUCUAAACUGACUAAAAAGAUCUUGAGGUACUCUUGCAACACACAAGGUUAGUUCAAGUGCUAAAUAAAAUUACAUUCAACUUCAGAGAGUAGUUUUCUUUGGAAAAAAGAUGCUCCUACAACUGCUUCUCAAAGAAGUGUGCCUUCCAUCACAUUUCCUUUCAUACUGAUUUUUUUUUUUUUAAACCUAUAAUUACAUGUAGUGGCACCAGCACAAGAAAUAACAAAGUUAUAUUUUCAAAGUUAUAAAUGGCACUUGAAAUUCUAAUUUUUUUAAUCAGGAUUUUUCUGCAUGUUUGAAAAUUUUCUACAGGGACAUGAUUGUACAGCUUACGUUCCAAGUUGGGAUUCCUAUAAAAACUUAGCAUUAGGUUUUGAAGCUUCCUAACAGUAUUAAAGAUGUCUGAAAAAGUAAUGAUUUUUGAUGUAGUUGUUGUCUUGCAGUACUGAAGUGUUUCACCCCCCCCCCAACCUUAAUGAAACUGAAAAAUGAUGGUACAAAUAAGAUGUUAAAAUAGAAUGUAUACUGAUUAUGUGCACACAUUUUACUACAUGUAGAAGGCAUAUGAUAUUGUAAAUAUGUAUUACAUGUAUACGUGGAUAUUUUAUUGAAAGACUAACAGAUAUUGCCAAAUAUUUUCUAAUACAGAAGACUUCCAUCUGUUUCUAUUUCAGAAAAUUCUUCUCUUUUUAACUGUUCGUAAGAACUUAAAGAAUUAUUUUAUUGUUUUGUUAUCUGCCAUACUUACUUGCAGAUUAAAAGAAAUGAUCAAUUACA
This is a messenger RNA of Gallus gallus (chicken), 4260 nucleotides long. RefSeq names its product cytochrome b reductase 1 (gene CYBRD1). Lineage: Eukaryota; Metazoa; Chordata; Aves; Galliformes; Phasianidae. Gene Ontology annotation, molecular function: oxidoreductase activity. Gene Ontology annotation, cellular component: lysosomal membrane. The record is from RefSeq and is a predicted model, not a curated record. The coding region runs from base 8 to 877 and encodes 289 amino acids. The transcript has 4 exons.